GCAGCAGGAACAAGCAGAGGGUGGUCAGUGUUUGGGUUUUAGUUUCUAUGUUAGGCUGAUUACUAGGGUAAAAUCUGCACUGGGACGCCCUCCUGUUUAGGCGAGGAGAUUUCUAACCAUGGCACUGCCGUCCUUGCACAAAGUUUUGACUCGAAACUGUUAAUAAAUGAACUAUCAGUUGAGAACUUUAACUAUCAACAAAUGUUCUAAAGGAAAAAAAAACUUUUGAUUUUGGUCAUGAAGAGCUCAGCUUUGUGGGUUAUAGUGGAAUGUGCCAGCAGAGUUCUUGGCAUCUCUACUGCUGCAGUGCUUUGUGCAGUGGGUUUAGAGACUCAGAAACAGGGAGAGUUCAACAGCUUGGCUGUCUAUCUCCUGCUGUCUUCGGUGGUGAUCAUGAUUUUUGAAGUUGCCUAUUUCAUUGACGCUCUGCUGGCAAUGUGCCUUCCUUGUCCACCCACAUGGAAGAUUUUCAUUCUUUGGAAGAAGAUGGCUAAUGUUGGGGGUUUUCAGAAGUUUCUGUACUACACAAUGAUGUCUUUGAUGUGUUUCCUGCAUCCGGUGCUUGUAUGGCAUGCUGUAAUACCAGGAAUUAUGCUGGUAGUGACUGGAUUCUUUAACUUCAUACUGAGCAAAAAGAAGUCAGAUCCGCCUAAAGAUUCCAGGUCAUCGUAUAGAGACCCGGCUCUGUCUUCUGUCUGUGUCACAGACAGGGAGGACACUGAACACACAUUCUCUUUCUUCCACGUCAUUUCAGGCAAAAGAGCAUCUUUUUUUCCAAGCAAUAGCCGACUGCAUGGGCGCACAGACAGGGCUCAGACAGUGAAGAAUACCCAACGCAAGAACAGACAAACAGACACAAGAAAUGUGCACUUCAUUGAGAGUCUCAGACAUAAUGAUACUGAAAUGGAAGAAUACCAUGAAGUGGAACCAGUGGAUACCACGUCAGAUAAAGCACCAAUGAUUAGACUGUAAACAUGAGAGAUCAUAGUGUUAUAAAUAAUUUUAGGCAUGAGGUGCUAGUUAAGACGGUACAAAUACCUCUACUCAAAAUCUGACCAAUUAUUCAAAGAAUGAAAAUUAUUUUUCUUUAUGUUCACUUAUUCG
Molecule: messenger RNA, 1104 nt
Organism: Sinocyclocheilus rhinocerous
Lineage: Eukaryota; Metazoa; Chordata; Actinopteri; Cypriniformes; Cyprinidae
Product: transmembrane protein 72-like
Exons: 5
Coding region: 238-972 (244 amino acids)
Source: RefSeq, a predicted model, not a curated record